Molecule: messenger RNA, 669 nt
Organism: Helianthus annuus (common sunflower)
Lineage: Eukaryota; Viridiplantae; Streptophyta; Magnoliopsida; Asterales; Asteraceae
Exons: 1
Coding region: 1-669 (222 amino acids)
Source: RefSeq, a predicted model, not a curated record
AUGACAAAUCUUGCAAAACUUGAAUUUAUGGCUUUAGAUAUUACUGGGAAAAACUAUUUGUCAUGGGUAUUGGAUGCUGAAAUACAUUUGAAUGCCAAUAAUCUGGGUGAAACAAUUAAAGAAGGAAAUAAAGCAAGUACCCAAGAUAAGGCAAAAGCCAUGAUCUUUUUACGUCAUCAUAUUCAUGAGGCUUUGAAAAGUGAGUAUCUCACUAUCAAGGAUCCACUUGUCCUUUGGACCAACCUGAAAGAAAGGUAUGACCACCAGAAAACGGUAAUAUUACCGAGAGCUCGUUACGAGUGGAUCAAUUUAAGGUUGCAAGACUUUAAGUCUAUAAGCGAGUACAACUCGGCAAUGUUUAGAAUCACAUCACAAUUGAUUCUAUGUGGUGAAAAUAUUACUGAUAAAGAAAUGUUGGAAAAAACAUUCUUAACCUUUCACCCCUCAAAUGUGAUACUACAACAACAAUAUCGUGAAAGGGGUUUCACCAAAUAUAGUGAAUUAAUAUCAUGUUUGCUUGUGGCCGAGCAAAACAAUGAGCUCUUAAUGAAAAAUCAUGAGACUCGUCCGGUUGGAGCAACCCCAAUCCCUGAAGCUAAUGUGGCAACAUAUAAUGGCCAAAGUGAAAGUUACGGACGUGAUCGAGGUUAUCAUCAUGGUUGUGUGUAA